AUGGCCUCGCAGCUUGCCGCACAGCUGCAGAAGCUGCAGCAGCGGCCUGUGGGGGAGAAGCGGCUGUCGCAAUCUUUUUUGUUUGACGCCGGCGAGGCCCGCAGCUUCUCGCGGGAGCAGAUCCACCAACUCGCCGUUCACGGCUUGCAGACGCUGGUCGCGCUCGACAAUCGCCUGCACCCCUUCAUUGAGGAGCUGUUCCACCCGUACAAGUCCCGCGUGGAGCGGAAGCUGCUGAGCGCGGAGGAAAACCGGGCCCUGAAUGCGACCCUCGAACAGUUCCUCACGCUGCUCAGCCCGCACCUCUUCCUGACGGCGGCGCACCAGGUUUUCGAGUACCUCGUGCGCGUCCACGAGGUGCACGUGUACAACGUCGAGGCCGUGCUGCGAACCUUCUUGCCGUACCACGACCACAGCCUCUUUGCCCGCGCGGUGAUGCUGCUCGACCUCCGCGACACCGGCUUCGCCUUUUUGGAAAGCAACCAGCAGCACGGCGCCCCGCUCCUGCGGGAGCACCUUGUCGUGGCCUGCGCGGGGAGCCGCAAGGCGCUGCGGAUGGUCUGCCUCACGCUUGCCGCGGCCGUCCGCAUGAAGGUGCACAACGGCGCCGCAAACGCCCUCUUCGCCGGUGUGGCGGUGCAACUGGCGUCCCACCCCGACGCGGAGGCCUUGUGGCGCGUCCUCUUGCCGUUCGUCGUGGAAUUCCUGAGCGGCGCGGUGACAGGCAGCGAAAGGGGCGACGCCCAGCAGGAGUUGCGGCUGCAGGAAGAUGUGCAGGGCGGCAGCGCCGCGGCGCUGCUUCCGAGCCGGGAAGUCGUGUGCAGCGCCCUCGUCGUCCUGGCUGCGUGGAGCAGUGAGGUGCAGCUGUCCGUGCCGACGCUGGCCACCGUGAUGAAGCCGAUUGUGCGCGCCUUGUCACGCGCGGUGGAAGACGUGGCCGCUGCAUCCUCCUCCUCGUCCUCCCCCACCGGCGCCGGCGCCGCCGUGCCCGUGAGCGACCUCUUGGCCGUGCUCGACCUCCUCUUCUACACACAACGGACAGCUGUGGCGCAGGUCACGUUCGCCCCGCAGAUUCAUCUGCUCUUGGCAUUUCCAUGGAAGCAGUGGGCGCCGUGGAUCACCGCCGCCGCCGAGGAGGCUGCCAACGCCGGCGGGGGCAUUUACGACUCGCUCAUUGCUGUUCUACUGCGCCAGUGCCUGCAGCGGCUGCGGGUUGCCCACUCCGUCGAGUCCGUCGCACCGGACGUGCUGCACUUUGUGCAGUGCGCCGUGGAGGACCUCCCACUCACGGAUGCGUUGGUGGCAGAGGUGAUUCAGGCGCUGCUGGCGUGCCAACUGCCGCACUCCGCAGCGGGCAGCUGCCGCGACAAGGACGUGGCGAAUGCGACAGCGGCGGAGGAGGAUGAGAAAGAGGAGGCGACGGCGGAAAACAGCGGUGACGCCGAGGCCAGGGCCAACGCGAGUUCACUAGUCACGGCUUGGAUGCGGGCCUUGGAGCGGCGCUUCUCCUACGCCUUUGACGCCACGUUGUCGCGGCUGCUGAACGACGUCGCCACGCAGGCCGCGACAGCCGCAUUUCUCGCACAGCACCUCAGCGGCACCCGCUACGAGUUGCUGGAUGUGCAGGGGGCCUCCGGCGCGACCGAGCGACUCCCUCUCUUCUCCUGCCUGCUGCAUCCUCUGCCGGAGGUGCGCCUGCUGGCGGCGCGGGCGAUGGCGCACAUGACAGCGCGGCAGCUUCUCGCCUCCUCCUCGGCCCCCGGCGGCGGCGGCGGCAACUCGAUGCUGGAGCUCCUUGAGCACGUCGUGUGCUACGAGCAGUCCCCCACAGUGGCUGAGGAGUUCCUGCACACGGCCGCCGCGGCGAUGGAAAAGCUGCUCGCCUCAUUGGCGAGCCCCGACGCGGGGCUCUCGUCGCUGGAGCACGGCGUCAUCCUCCCACACCUGCGGAGCGUGAUUCGCGCGUUGUGGGCGAUGACCACGCAGCACGACGUUGCCGUACAGAGGAGCUUCUUCGCCGUUGCACUGCAACCCCUGCUACGGUUUCUGGACGCCCGCCCCUCCAACGCGUCGCGGGGGAAGCGGCGGAAGCCCACGCCGCAAGCCGGCCCCGGCCCCGACGCCUUUCAAGGCGCCGUGCGGGGGCUGGCGCUCUACUAUCUCGCGUUGCAGUACGUGGAAUUGGGACACCAGGAGUCGACGGAAGAGAACACGCCGGGGGCCGCGGCUGCAGCGCGGGCGCGGCGCGAGUUGAUAGCGGAGCUGGAGGCGAGGCUGGCGGCUGUCGUGCCGGGGAUGGGCAGAACACCGGCUUUUUUUACUAUCACAGGGGAUGACGGCGCCGCCUCCACCGCCGAGAGGAGCGAGGCGGCAGAGGAUAGUAGCAGCGACGAUGACGAGGGUGAUGCUAACGCAGGGGACGCCAAGAGGGCGGGAAAGCGGACAAAAAAGCCUACACACGCGAGCGGCAAACCCGCUGAAGCAACUGCGGGAGUCGGCAGCGACGACGGAUACCUUUCGGUGUUUGAGUGCCUUCCAUUGCUGGAGUUGCUGCGGGCCGAGGCCGACGCGCGUCUGCAGCCGGUGCUGGCCCAGCUACUGGGCAAGGCAGAGGAAGGGGCGCCCCACCUCUCGCGGGGGUCGAGGGCGGCGAUGGUGGAGUGCUGCUUGGCAUGCGCGUCGCAGUUAGCGGCGUCCGAGGCGGCCGCGGCGGAUGCCGUGACUCGGACGCUGCUGCAGUUUUUCCUUGGCGAGGAGAAGACCGUCACGGGCGCCGGUGCGGGCUCGGACGCCGGCUACUUGGAGAGGCUGCAGGAGGCGCAGCGGGCGGCGCAGCGGCGGGUGAGCGAGCAGGUGGGGCGUGGUGCGAAGAACAGCCUCGGGGCGCCGUACGUGCCGAAGGAUGCGCUGACGGCGGCGAUUGGGGGCAACAGUGCGCCGAAGCGUCGAGGUGCGCCUGCGGAGCGACGGCGGCACGGGUGGCAGCGAGGUGGCGGUGCUUGA
Trypanosoma conorhini is the source of this 3003-nucleotide messenger RNA. RefSeq lists its product as uncharacterized. The record is from RefSeq and is a predicted model, not a curated record. Gene Ontology annotation, biological process: positive regulation of transcription by RNA polymerase I; maturation of SSU-rRNA from tricistronic rRNA transcript (SSU-rRNA, 5.8S rRNA, LSU-rRNA). Lineage: Eukaryota; Euglenozoa; Kinetoplastea; Trypanosomatida; Trypanosomatidae. Bases 1 to 3003 code for a protein of 1000 amino acids. The transcript has a single exon. Gene Ontology annotation, cellular component: small-subunit processome; t-UTP complex; 90S preribosome. Gene Ontology annotation, molecular function: snoRNA binding.